Molecule: messenger RNA, 1325 nt
Organism: Fukomys damarensis (Damara mole-rat)
Lineage: Eukaryota; Metazoa; Chordata; Mammalia; Rodentia; Bathyergidae
Gene: Abhd12b
Product: abhydrolase domain containing 12B
Exons: 13
Coding region: 1-1128 (375 amino acids)
Biological process (GO): phosphatidylserine catabolic process; monoacylglycerol catabolic process
Cellular component (GO): endoplasmic reticulum membrane
Molecular function (GO): phosphatidylcholine lysophospholipase A1 activity; monoacylglycerol lipase activity
Source: RefSeq, a predicted model, not a curated record
AUGGCAAGGAGUCCUCAACAGGGCCAGGACAGCUCACUGCCGGGGCCCUGGGCUCAGGCAGACUGGAUUCAGUGUGGCUUAUCACUGGCUUGUGACUUUGGAAGGAUUCUUGACUUUUCAGAAGCCUCGUUUGCAAAGCAGAGAUCUUUUCCAAACUCCUGUUCAGCACUUGGAAGAAAAAUUGCAGCUAUGUACCACAGCUUUACUAGUAAAUCAUUAAAAGAACAUAUUUUCCCUCCUCUGAUGGAUAUGAUGAUUUAUGUAAAUUUUUACAAAGCCCCAUUUCUUGUGGAUUUAAAGAAACCAGAGCUGAAGAUCCCUCACACAGUGAACUUCUAUGUCAAGCCCGAGCCCGGGGUGGUGCUGGGAGUCUGGCAUACAGUGCCCAGCUGCCGGGGAGAAGAAGCCCAGGGGAAGGACCGGUGCUGGUAUGAAGCGGCCCUUCAGGAUGGAAACCCAAUUAUUGUGUAUCUUCACGGCAGUGCAGAACACAGGGGUGCUCCUCACAGGUGUAAGCUGACAAAGGUGCUGAGCGAUGGUGGCUUUCAUGUCCUGUCUGUGGACUACCGAGGGUUCGGGGACUCUACAGGGAAGCCCACGGAGCAGGGGCUGGCAGUAGACGCUAUCUGCAUCUACGAGUGGACCAAAGCCAGAAGCGGCCGCACCCCUGUGUGCCUGUGGGGCCACUCUCUGGGCACAGGAGUUGCAACAGACGCUGCCAAGAUCCUGGAAGAGAGAGGAUGCCCAACGGAUGCCAUUGUGUUGGAAAGCCCAUUCACCAACAUCUGGGUUGCGACUAUCAAUUAUCCCUUGUUACAGAUUUUCCGGAAGUUUCCAAGAUAUUUACAGACACUUGUGGAUUCCCUAAAAGAAGACAGAAUAGUCUUUGCUAAUGAUGAAAAUGUUAAGUUCCUGUCUUCUCCCCUUCUAAUCUUACAUGGAGAGGAUGACAGAACAGUGCCUUUAGAAGAUGCAAAAAAGCUCUUUGAAAUUGCACACGCUGCCUACAGGAAUAAAGAGAGGGUCGAGAUGGUUAUCUUUCCUCCUGGCUUCCAUCACAACUAUCUUUGUAAAAGCCCCAUGUUUGUGAAAGUCGUGAGAGAUUUCCUGAGCAAGCAGUGGGCAUGAGGUUGGAGAGCAGCGUGAAUCUUUAGCUGAGGACCUGCGAAGUAGACUUUCUGCAAAAUUGAAUGAGGCUGCUUAGAGGAGCGAAAGCCUGCAUGCUUCCAUAAGUCACUUGUCAAAAUAAGGAAAGCAUGGAUGCUGGGUGGUAUGGAAUGUGGAGAAUCAGAACUUGGUAAAUUUUGGAUCCUAUUAAAAUAUAU